Messenger RNA from Drosophila persimilis, 851 nucleotides. RefSeq names its product coenzyme Q-binding protein COQ10, mitochondrial. Gene Ontology annotation, cellular component: mitochondrion. NCBI's taxonomy places the organism in Eukaryota, Metazoa, Arthropoda, Insecta, Diptera, Drosophilidae. Gene Ontology annotation, molecular function: ubiquinone binding. The transcript has 3 exons. The record is from RefSeq and is a predicted model, not a curated record. Gene Ontology annotation, biological process: ubiquinone biosynthetic process; cellular respiration. Bases 48 to 710 code for a protein of 220 amino acids.
CUGUGAAGGGUGGGAGGGAAGUUACACACCUCAGGAAUGGAAUAUAUAUGUUUUUUCCGAAUCCCAAUAUACUAGCUUUGCUUAAAAUGCUAAAGGGCAGCAAACUCAAAGCUUUGGAUGUCAGAAUCCUGAGGCCCCUUUUUGAAACAAGCUGUUGCCAGCAGCGCAGUUUCGCCAAUAGCAUACAAAGAUCCUACAUAACGUUCAAUGACUUCCGCAGCAAAAAUCGUUGGUACACCAAAAAGGAGCUUGUGGGGUACUCUAUGAAGGACAUGUACACAGUGGUCUCCGACGUGAGGAACUACUACAAAUUUGUCCCUUAUGUGAAGCGAUCGCACGUCCACACCGUCGACAGUGAUGGUUUCAAGGCAGACCUCAUUGUUGGCUUUCCCCCACUGAACGAGGCCUACACGUCGAGGGUGACGCUAGAGUCGCCCAGCCUGGUCAAGUCCGAGUGCCAUGAUGGACGUUUGUUCAACUAUUUGCUUAAUGAAUGGCGUUUCAGUCCGGGCCUGAAAGACAUACCCAACUCAUGCGUCUUGGAUUUUAAGGUAUCCUUUGAAUUUAAAUCGCUGCUGCACAGCAACGUGGCCAACAUAUUCUUUGAUCUGAUAUGCGAUCAAAUGGAGAACGCUUUCAUCGAGGAAGUGCGUCGACGCAAUGGACCACCUUCGAUUCGUUCGCACGUGCUGACCUCCCAGAGAUCAUGACGCGGUCCAAACGGCCCAUCUCCCUUCGUUCUAGUAACUUAAGUUGAACGUGUAUUUGUACAUUUCAUUGACACAGAGUCGUUUUAUAUUUCGUUGUUAGUAAAAUUAACCAAAAUGUAAAUAAACAUUAUUCAAAGUCGA